GAAAUUUCCGGUUGUAUGUUUCCGGGAAAAUAUCAGCGACUGUGGGUGCUUUGUAGUUGUUUGCAAGAUCAGUGCUAGGCAAUCAUUUAUAGAGAUUUCUUGUUCAACUGAAUGUCUUCAACCCUCUAACAUGUCAAAAUUUGAUAAUAGAAUCGAGGAAAGGAAAUCGGUUUUGGUUAUUUUGGACAGCUGCGUAUGUGAAGAAUGGGAAGAUAUAAAAAACAGCUAUUUAAUACCAUCAUUAAGGGUAAUUAGUGGACUCGGUGCUGAUUCAUCUGAGCAACCUCAACUUUACGAAACUAGAGUAUGCUUGUGCACGUACUCUCCUGAUUAUUUUGAUGUGAUGUCGCCAUCAAUAAACAAUUCAGUAGACUUUGUUCAAUUUGUGGAUACUCUAAUAGAAUCACACGUUUCGAAUUUUGUUGCUGAAAGUUACUUCCCAUUGAGGAGGACUCUAACGUCAGCAAUUCAAUUAUUUUCAAAGAAACAAACAGCUAAAUAUAUUUUAUUGUUUACCGCAUCAAAACCUGUUGAAACGUUAUUAAAUGGAAAUGACACAUUAGCACAAGUGGGCAAAUUAUUAGUUGACGAAAACAUUAAAUUAUCUGUAUUUUCUACAAUAUCAUCGCCUUUAUAUACAAAAGUUUUUGAAUAUGUCAAUCAAGAACAAGUAGAAGCUAGAAAAUACGCUGUUCAAUUAAACCAUCAAAUUCUUCUUAACGGGUUCAGUCUGCCCGAGCAUGAUAUAAUUUCUGAAGAUGACGAUGAUAUAUUACAGCCACAACCGCAGCAGCAGCAGCAGCAGCAGCAGCAGCAACAACAACAACAACAGCAGCAGCAGCAACAACAACAACAGCAGCAACAACAGCAGCAGCAACAACAACAACAGCAGCAGCAACAACAGCCGCAGCAGCAGCAUCUCCAUCAUCAGCCGCAGCAGCAGCAACAACAGACACAACAACAACAUCAACAGCAGCAGCAACAACAGCAGCAUCAACACCAACUCCAGAACCAACGGCUUCAGCAGCAUCAGCAGCCUCCGCCGUUGCCCAACCUUCAAAAUCCACUUUCACAAGGCACAGUGCACUUAUCUCAGUCCCAUCCAAAUUCAACUAUAGUAUCAACAAUAAAAACAGAACCUUCAGAUACUGGCCGUCAACAAGAACAACAACCGGUAAUGUCAAAUCCAAGACUUACUUCCCAAGCCGGUGCGGCUCAGCUACUGGAAAGAACUGUUUGGCGGGGUACUAUCGAUUGGAUGGAAAAGUCGAAAACUAAUGAGGGCCAAAGAGUGACUCAUAGUUUAUCGUGUCAAAUGGUUAAAGCGAGUAAUGAUUUUAUAUGGGAUACAUCGAAAUGGCCUGGUACAUUAAAUAUGCAACUAUUGCCAGGAACUGUAUUAAACCCACUGUUGCAAGCUUGGAAGACAAAGUGUUCUAUUGUUUAUCUUUUUUUCAAUAACGUUGACCCAAACAGCCUUACUAACUUGAAAAAUCAACUUAUGAGUCAUAUGAGAGGAUGUAUACAUUUCCCCGGUUCACGCGAAUUAAAGAUAAUCACGUUGAUGUUCAAUGCUCAAAAAAAUACAUUUACAGGUUGUAUUCCACAAGAUCAGACCUUGUUUGUAAACUCUUUAAAAAGUUAUAUAAGUCAACAUAAGCAAAUGAAUAGUGGUCCACAACAACAACAACAACAACAACAACAACAACAACAAGGACCUCGACAAAUGGUUGGAGCAAUGGUUCAGCAACAUCAAGGACAAGCGAUUGCUGCUGCAUCAGGUCAAAAUCAAACAAUGUUUAAUCAAGGAGCUAUAUCUGGUACGCAAAUAAGGUUCAGCCAACAACCUCAACAACCACAGCAGCCUCAACAACCUCAACUCAAUCAAAGACCUAUUGUGAUACAGCGUAAUUUCUCAACAACAGCAUCAGCAGCAACAACAGCAACAACAAUUACAGCAACAAGCUACUGA
Dimorphilus gyrociliatus is the source of this 1972-nucleotide messenger RNA. The record is from the annotation of a GenBank genome assembly. NCBI's taxonomy places the organism in Eukaryota, Metazoa, Annelida, Polychaeta, Dinophilidae.